Eublepharis macularius is the source of this 234-nucleotide messenger RNA. RefSeq names its product calcium/calmodulin dependent protein kinase II inhibitor 2 (gene CAMK2N2). The transcript is spliced from 2 exons. The coding region runs from base 1 to 234 and encodes 77 amino acids. The record is from RefSeq and is a predicted model, not a curated record. Lineage: Eukaryota; Metazoa; Chordata; Lepidosauria; Squamata; Eublepharidae. Gene Ontology annotation, biological process: negative regulation of protein kinase activity. Gene Ontology annotation, molecular function: calcium-dependent protein kinase inhibitor activity; protein kinase binding.
AUGUCUGAGAUCCUGCCCUACAGCGACGAGAAAGUGGCUCGCUAUGGCACCGACUCGGAAGUCAGCGAGAUUUCCUUCAGCUGCCGCCUCCAGGACACCAACUCCUGGGGCAACCAGUCCAAGAGGCCACCCAAGCUGGGCCAGAUUGGCAGAGCCAAGAGAGUUGUGAUCGAAGAUGAUAGAAUAGACGAGGUCCUGAAGGGGAUGACAGACAAGUCGCCUUCCGGGGUAUAA